Molecule: messenger RNA, 1969 nt
Organism: Nylanderia fulva
Lineage: Eukaryota; Metazoa; Arthropoda; Insecta; Hymenoptera; Formicidae
Product: vasoactive intestinal polypeptide receptor 2-like
Biological process (GO): cell surface receptor signaling pathway; adenylate cyclase-modulating G protein-coupled receptor signaling pathway
Cellular component (GO): plasma membrane
Molecular function (GO): G protein-coupled peptide receptor activity; peptide hormone binding
Source: RefSeq, a predicted model, not a curated record
AAGCUAUUGAACUUUCAUCGUAGUUUCUCUUGCCAUAGUCGCAAAGAUUCGCAAUCCCGUGCACGUGGAUAUAUGUACAUCUUGAAGAAAGCGUAUCUAACAAAACUACAUCGGUUAAAAUCGUUAGAAUGAACUAUGCUGAAAAGGCUUUCUUCUCCGAUCCCAGAUGCGACCAGCUUCUUGAAGAAGAAUGCAUCAAAAAAGGCAAAGGAUAUUCAUUCAAAGGAAUGGAUAUUUAUCGAUGUCCACCGAUCUAUGAGGAUCUACUCUGCUCGUCGCAAACCGAUGUAUCAGGAAUUCCGAGCCUGCCCUGUCCACCUGUUUCGAUUUUGCAAUACACCGAUCUGAUGAUUGCGAAUCUGAAAGCACUUGUGAUUUCCAUGAAGAAAUGUUUGCUGAAAGACGUAAAAUGGGAUGUUGACACGAACGAAUUCGUCGUUCGUCAAACUACGAACUUCGAUUUGUGUUAUUUAAAUGAAUUACGUCACAUCAUCAACGGUACUGAGAAUAACACGCAAUGGUACGAAAUGACGGAAGAUUGGAACCUGUUUAAAUGGUCGCCACAUAUUAGGAUAGCAUCGCAAAUUGGAUGUGUCAUUUCGUUAAUUACUCUUAUUAUUGCUAUGAUAGUCUUUUGCUCGCUUGGGAAACUCAGAAAUCCCAGAAGUAAACUGAACAUGCACCUAUUUGUGUGUUUUAUGAUGAAAACAUUGAUGACCAUUUUAAAGGAUUGGAUUUUUAUUGAUGAACUUGGAAUGGCUUGGGACGUCAUAUUUGUCAACGAAUACAGUGCUGUUAUUCACGAACGCAAUAUGUUGAUCACUAAGAUUUUCACAAGUUUGUGGCAAUAUUUCAACGUGGCAAGUUACUUCUGGAUCUCGAUGCAGGGGUUGUAUCUAUAUAGAUUAAUUUUCAAAACGCUAGAUGUCGACACGAGUAAAAUAACUCAUUGUCAGUAUAUCAAAUUAGGCUGGGGGCUUCCCGUCUUAGUACUAGCAAAAUGGAUCAUAGCACAGAAAUAUUUUAAUUACGAUAUCUGUUGGGCUACCAUCUGGCAAAUUACCCCUAUAAGAUUCCUUGCUAUAAAUAUAUCAAUCAUCAUAUUAAUUGUGUGUAAUUUCCUGUUGUUCCUCGCUAUCGUUCUGCUUGUAAAUCUGAAGACAUCAGUGCAUCUGCAAUGGAAAAAGAUGAAAUACAAAGCAUGGGCAAAAGCGACGAUGGUUGUGAUACUACUUUUUGGAAUACACUAUACUUGUUUCUUGGUAUUAUCUUUCUAUCAAGGUUACAAAGGCGAAAACAUCAUGUUAUUCUUUUGCGAUCAGCUAUUUACGUCCUAUCAGGGUGCUCUCGUGGUUUUACUGUAUUGUCUGCUAAACAGCGAAGUCGUAGAAGAAAUGCUACGAGCAUGGAGGACUCGACGAUCAAAGAAGAAGGUCGAUUUAUUGACUGUAUUCGUACUUGAAUCAAACGAAAACAGUAUCGAAGGUGAUGAUGGUACCACUUCACACCGUAAUGAAGAAGUUUUCAACGAAAGAUGUUAAGUAGAUUUUAUAAACUAUUGCGAUGUUGAAUAAAAGUGUAUGUGUUUAGUACUUACAUAAUCUACUUAUAAAAAAUGUUUACUAGUAUAAAGAUAUUAAUGAAAAAGUCAUAUAGAUAACAAUAGAAAAUCUACUCUUAAUAAAAGCAUAUUAAUUCGAUACAUCAAUGUUGUCUGAACAUUCUCGAAGUCUAUCGCUUCUCUUUAUUGUAAAAUGACAAAUUAGUUUUUCAUUGUUAAAUUAGCUUUUUCAUUGUCAACAGCUGUCACAUAAAUCUUCUUGAAAAAAUUACAAUUUAUUUUGAUAAUUAUUCGUCAUUUCCAUAUGCUUAAAAUUGUUAAUAAUGAGAAUAAAUUUGCCGAGCUUUUAUUGUUUCUAAACUUUUUAAGAAUUAGAAAUUAAUUUUUAUAACAAAUUAUAUUGAUUUU